Molecule: messenger RNA, 3314 nt
Organism: Liolophura sinensis
Lineage: Eukaryota; Metazoa; Mollusca; Polyplacophora; Chitonida; Chitonidae
Product: F-box only protein 22-like
Exons: 5
Coding region: 1-1257 (418 amino acids)
Biological process (GO): positive regulation of proteasomal ubiquitin-dependent protein catabolic process; protein polyubiquitination
Molecular function (GO): protein binding
Source: RefSeq, a predicted model, not a curated record
AUGACAGAGGGACGCGUGGGGAGUUCAGCGAACAACACUGACGAUAUUUCGGACAUAUCAGCAGUGGUGUUGGCUGGAAACUUCCCACUGGUUGUUAAGCACAUUCUCUCUUUUUUGCCCGCUAAACAGUUGAACACUGCUGCUAGGGUAUGUAAACAGUGGAGUCAGCUGGCAAAAGAGAUUCGAGAGUGUCGACGCAGCCUAGCCUGGUUUAUGGCAAUACCUGAUGAAGAAGAAGACAGCACAAGCUUAGCAGAUAAAAUCAAAAUAUUUUUGGAUGGAUUGUGGUCAGAGCCGCACACAGUGGUGGCUUUUAUGAGCUCUGCAUUGUACGAGGAACAGCUGGUAUUACCUAACCAGACAGGCCGUCGACAACACUGCAGCCGAGCCGCCAAGUGUGUUAAGGUGGAACUGGAGCAGUACAUCGAGGAAAAACUGCCCAGCCAGUGUAGCCUGUUUGGGUCAGCUGCAGACGGUGCGGUCGGUACAGAAUGGAGGAGUACAAGGAGUGUAGAAGUGGAAGGCGAGAAGGCGUUGACCAUGUUAUUGUUACCACACCUUCCUGGACUUGACAUCCUCUCCUUCACCAUGGACAUUUACUCCUCCGAGACAAACUGGCACAUGGCAAUAGACGAGCUAGAGUCGCGCGAUGUGGACAUCACCACGAUAAGUGGCAUUCCACCUGACAAAAACGUCAGGGCCGUCUUGUUUUUCUGUGAUGAACCGUUCUGCCCCCCAGAAAUUGGGCACAGCAUUCUGAAUAAGUAUAAGGAUGCAAUAGUGGCUGGUGGUUAUGUGGAUAACUUAGUGGUGAAACCUAAACCCAAAUCCUCAGACACUUCUUCCGAGGACAGUUUUCCAACUAUACUUUGUCUUGCAUUUUGUGGUGACAAUUUGCGAGUAUGGUCUGUGAUAAUUCGAGAGUCUGUGAGUAAUGCAGAGGAUGCUGAGAAACAGAUUCGGCAGCUGAAGACGUCAGAGGUGUCAGAAGAGAAGAGUUUCGCAUUCAUGUUUGCCUGUGUGGGAAGAGGUGAAGGCCUGUAUUUACAACGCAAUGUGGAAUCAGAUGCCUUCCAUAAAGUCUUCCCUAGAACUCCGUUAUUUGGCUUCUUCGGCAAUGGUGAGAUAGGGUUCAACUCUUUACCAGGGGCUGUCAGUUCAGGACAUAAGAGUAACAUUGAGAGCAAAGGGGAGAGAAUUCUUCCCAAACUUUACCACGCGUACACCACCAUCAUUUGCUUGUUUUCUGUUGUUUGAUAUGAAGAUUAUAAAAGGAGAUUGAUGUGAGGAAAGUCUGCAUCUUUCAGCUGAUGUUGAAUCAGGGGAGAAGUCCUUUCUAUCGUGUGGUGUGACUUAAGUUAACAGGAACUGUUACCCAGUGCUAUCACACCUCAAACAUAGAAUGUGACGUAUACUCUAAUGCUCAGACAGUACAUCUAAACAAGAAAAGCACCAUGGCUGGGGUUCAAUUCCUGCCUUGCUAACAUGGGUGGUGUAUAAAUGCCAACUCAGGCAUCUGUCAAGUGUAAACGCAGAGACAGCCUUCCUUUAAAUGUUGCCAUCCGGAAGCCUUGUGUUAAUAGCCUGAUGUUUCCGUUCCAACUGAAGUAGGCCACCUUUCCAGAUUGGACAGUCAAACUAUGUGCUGCGCAGGCUCUGUCCACUCUCUCCACACUGACUAGAAUGCAGCCCAUGACAAAGCUGAAAUGCUGUGCCAGACACUCUUGUUUGAUAUUGACAAACUAUAUUUGCUAUUACACUGCGAAGGGAAAAAACCCUUUGUGGCUUGAAUACUAUUAAAAUAUCAGUCAAGGCCCACUUAAAUUCUUUAAUCUCUCUUGAUUGUUAAGAGUUUAGUGUGAGUCACUGUUCAUUUACAGCUAGUUAAUUAAGGCAUGGUUGAUGCUUGGUCUCUAUUUAAAGCUGCGCUAACGCAUUGGGAAUCAUCCUAUACGAUAUGUGGAAAAUAGUGGGGAAAAUUUCUGUACGCUGCAGAUGAGAAACAUUGAUAUAGCUGCUGAAAACACUAACUAGCAACAGUGAAGGAUUCAGUUAUGCAUUUUACUUGGUACAUUCCAUUUUAGAUUAUGACUUAUUAAUGAUAGACUUAUUGACUAUGAAUCUUGUAAUGAUAUGCAUAUAGGUUUAUGUAGGACUUGCCAUAUCGCCUCAAACCAAAUAGUUCAACAAUUUUGUUCAUUUCUAGCUUGAUUAGAAACAACUUUCUAAUCUAAUGAAAUCAUGAACUAUGUGGAAACAUUUUUUUAGUCUACAAAUGAGAAUCAUUUGUGUCUGGUGGCCUAAUGUAAGAACAAGAGAGAUCCUGUUUUGAUUCUCCUGUAAAAAACAUUUUCCUUUUUCUGAAUUUUUUCACCAUGGCGAAACUAUUUGCUGUGUUUGAUCAAUGCAUGCUCUCAGCAGACAUGGCUUUAUGAGGUACAUACCUUUAUACUGUUAAUUUAGUGUAUUGUUUUUUUUUUAAUAUUAAAAGGAAGUGGAGGGUUCAGUUGGUCCUUAGCCCAAUAGUUUGGCUCUCCUUUCAUUUACAAUAAAGUGGAGCAUUUAUAAGUGUGAAACCAUUGGUAUAUCUUCAACCUGUUCAGACAUGUAGGUCUAUGCAUCAAGUAUCAUGUAUGUUAAUUUAAAAUGUCAGACUUAAUUAACCAGUUACUUAAGCUGUGGAGAGUUUGCAAACCUGUGUUAUUGUCAGAUGAAAAGGUGCAACAUACAGUGAGGAAUAAUUUCAAGAAAGGACUUCAUCUUUGUUAAGAGUGUAAUUUUUAAAAUCUGUAGGCCUGAAAUAUUGCUCAAAGUGUUUAAUAUGGCUUUAGAUGUAUUUUUGCAUAUAGGAAACAAGCGAAGGCCUUCUGAAUGAUGUAGACCCUUCCUCUGUUCCAUUUUGAUGUUCCUGGGAUGAAAAAUUCCCAUAGGCCUAUGGUGUUAAAUAAAUUAAUUAAAUAAAAUAAAUUGAACCUGUAACAUGUAGUUUUUUAACAUUGUUUUAGAAUAAAACUCUGUUGAAUUGUAACAUUUUAUUUGGUCUGUAAUCUCUCGUAAUUGAGUCCCCUGUGUUUUAAUGCAGACUGGACUUAUUCAAGGAGAUCUGAUUUAUCAAGUAACAAUAAUGAAUACUACCCAUGCAGUCAACUUACAGUAAGGUCUGUUUACAAUUUAUUAUUAGAUAAUUGCUUUAGAGGAUGCUUUGCUUGAUUAAUCAAUGCUUGGGCUUGUGUGCACUAAUUCUGAGUGAUUACACUUACAGGUACAUGUAUAUGACAGCCAUAAGCUUGGUAUUUGGCACCUUGUUAUUGUGU